UUGCGGAAGAGUGCAAGCCAUGCGUGAACAAUGCCCUCUCCAAUCCCAGUGACUCGGUUGUUGCCCAAGGAUUUUUACCCGUCUCUUGAUUUUGGAGUUUGCAGUAGUCCGUUAGCAAAAUACACUAAUGAUUCGACUUUACAGGUGCCAACUCAAAGCUUUCACGGUAGAUGUGCGCGCAAACUCUGGUCGUCUGUGAUUAAUUGGAAAGAACUACGGUCUCUCCAGCCCAUUGGAUCGGGCGGCUUUGGAUCAGUUUACAGAGGACUUUACUUUGGUGAGACCAUUGCAAUCAAAAAGGUGAAGAAGUGCUCCAAAAACAAGCUCGCCUCGAGGCAAAGCUUCUGGUCAGAGCUUAACGCGGCUCAUCUGCGACACAAAAACAUUGUUCGAAUUAUAGCAGCUACAACUUGCAUGCCAGAUAAUUCGGACAAUGAUGAUAAUAUUGGAACCAUAUUGAUGGAGUAUGCAGGAUGUUUAAAUUUACAAUAUUUAAUCUAUGGUACCACCGGCACAUUGGGGAAGGACAGGUGUUUGAAAUAUUCAAAAGACAUUGCAAAUGGGCUAUUUUUCCUCCACUCCCAUUUAAUUGUACACCAAGAUCUAAAACCGGCGAAUAUCCUUGUAACCGACGGGGAUAUCUGCAAAAUUGCAGACUUUGGAUGCUCACAGAAGUUGGAACUCCACAAAGAUUCGUCCCCCAUAACCCCCCGUAAGUCUCACGCGGCGGGUACCUACACACACAGAGCACCUGAACUCUUGAAAGGGGAAGAUGUUACCUUGAUGGCAGACAUUUACUCGUUUGGAAUCACCUUUUGGCAAAUGAUCACGGAAGAGCAGCCGUACGAAGGAGAUCGGCAGCCGGUAUUGUAUGCUGUUGUUGCAUAUAAUUUGCGCCCAUCUGUCACAAGUGUAUUUUUCCUCAAUACAAUCUGGGGUCAAGCUUGCAAAUCGGUUCUCGAAAAAUGUUGGAACGGCGACCCGAGUCAAAGACUCAGCUCCAGAGACCUUCUUGGGGAAAUUGAAACGAUGCAGUCUUUUGAACAGACUUGAAAGCACAGGUCGGACUACAAUGCAUAUGGAUGUAGUGCCAAUUGUAUAGGCUACAUUAUUUCAUUCUGAAGGCUAUACAUUUAAUUUCUUAUUUUACGUGUAGGCUACAUUGUUGUAAAUUAUUGUAAAUAGACUUGAAAGUAUAGGUUGAACUACAAUGUACUUUUAGAUGGUGUACGUCCAUUUGUAGACUCUAUUUUAUGUUUCAUCCUGGAUGUCUUGCAUUUGACUUAACUUAUUUGUAUGUACAUGUUGAAAUCUCAAGUAAUCUCUGUACUUGAGGUGGAUGACCGCUAGAGGGCGAGACACGUCACUUACUUGGGACCAUACCGGGAUUGAAGCAUUCGAAUGAUCUUUCUAAAUGGGAGCAGGCAAUUUGUAGUUCGUUUAAAUUGAAUGAAUAAUUACGUUACAUGAAAAAGAGAAUUACUACAUUGACCUAGCCCUGUUCCCUUACUUCUUUUUUUUUUUAAGUUUAGCCAUAAAUACCUUUAGCCUGUAGUCUCAUUUUAAAAUUGUUGUACUACUCAACUUCUUAAAAAAAGAGGGUGACAUUCUUUUGUUUUACUUUAAUCCUCUUGUCUUAAAUUAUGAACCUAAAUGUGUAUAAAUGGAUUAGAUCAUUUUUAAUGUUUAAUGCAAUUGUCUUAUAUUCAUUUUUACAUGUUUACAAUUUCAUUAAAAUGUAUUUGGCUUGUGGUGUAUGCACUGUAUUGUAAUCAAUAACAAAUUAUUAAAUUAGUUUCAAAUUACUAUGUUUGACCUAAAAUGUGAUACUUGGUGUAAAAAUGCUGAAAGUGAAAAUCAGAUAAAAGGCUUCAUGCAUUAAAAGAUGCAUCCAAUAUGCAUACAGCUGUAACUUUUAAUUGAGGAAAGACUGGACAACAUGGGGGUCUGUCAGUUCUCAAUUAAGAAAGUAUUAUGUAUUUGAGGCAUCUUUUAGUGUACAAAACCUUUUUUCCCUGGUGCAGCAUAUGCCCAGCUCUUAUGUAGCAGGAGUUUUGCUGAUGUUCUACAGCACUGUGAUCGCCAAAAUUUUUAAUGCCAUUAGAAAUAGCAUUAGGGUGUCAAACUCAAU
Messenger RNA from Conger conger (European conger), 2131 nucleotides. It is a transcript of the gene mos, whose product is annotated as v-mos Moloney murine sarcoma viral oncogene homolog. The coding region runs from base 31 to 1053 and encodes 340 amino acids. The record is from RefSeq and is a predicted model, not a curated record. The transcript has a single exon. Lineage: Eukaryota; Metazoa; Chordata; Actinopteri; Anguilliformes; Congridae. Gene Ontology annotation, molecular function: ATP binding; protein kinase activity. Gene Ontology annotation, biological process: protein phosphorylation.